UUGGUGUAUAUGACUAUGACUUACAAUUAUAUAUCUAUAUAUAGAGGGGAGUUUUCUUCAACCUUCAAUGUUUUAGCCCUUCUUAAGUUCAAUUCACAUUUGCCCAUAAAAAAAUCUUCAACAACUUUCAUUUUCUAUCUCAAAGGAAAAUUGUUUUUAUUUUUUAUGGCGGUGAAGACGAAUGGAUUUGUAGAAGGUAGUUUGUCUGAUGAAUUGAUGAACCUGCUAUUAAAUUUGGCUUCAGAAUGGGGAGAUGUGUUUGAUUCAAGUAAUUUGAAGGUGAUUCAUUUGAGUGGUGCCAUGACUAAUGAAAUUUAUCAAAUAAGCUGGCCAACAAAAAUGGAAAAUUUGCCAAGAACAGUUUUGAUUAGAAUUUAUGGCGAAGGGGUCGAGCUUUUCUUCGACCGGGAUGAGGAAAUUCGCACUUUUAAAUGUAUGUCGACUCAUGGUCAUGGACCUAAGCUUCUUGGUCAAUUUAAGGAGGGGCGAGUCGAGGAGUUCAUUCAUGCCAGGACUCUAUCAGCUUCUGACCUUCGUGACCCAGAAAUUUCCGCUCUGAUAGCUGCAAAAAUGAAGGAAUUUCAUUAUCUUGAUAUGCCGGGAUCAAAGAAUGUAGUCUUGUGGGACAGAAUGAGAAAUUGGCUUAGCGAGGCCAAGAGUUUGUGCUCCCUGGAACAUGUGAAGGAAUUUCACUUGGAUAAAUUAGGAACGGAGAUUGACUCAUUGGAAAAGGCAUUAUCAGGUCACCACCAACAAAUUGGUUUUUGCCACAAUGAUCUGCAAUAUGGUAACAUAAUGAUUGAUGACAAGGCAAAAUCCAUCACUCUAAUUGAUUAUGAGUAUGCUAGUUACAAUCCUAUUGCUUAUGAUCUUGCCAAUCACUUCUGUGAGAUGGCAGCAAAUUAUCACACUGAGAAGCCUCAUAUCUUGGAUUAUAGCAAAUACCCCGAUCAAGAGGAGCGUCUAAGAUUCAUACAUAAAUAUCUCGGAUCUACAGGCCAUCAAUCCAGUGACGCUGAAGCAAAGCAGCUCGCAGACGAUAUAGAGAAGUUCACUCUGGCAAACCAUAUCUUCUGGGGAUUGUGGGGGUUAAUCUCGGCAUAUGUGAAUCAUAUUGACUUUGAUUAUAUGGAAUAUGCAAGGCAAAGGUUUCAGCAGUACUGGCUGAGAGAUCCUGAAAUCUUGAACAAUUGAAGAGACUUCCAACUCCCUGGAUGGUGUUAACGUUUGUUCAGGAAAAAAAAAAAAUGAAAAAAAGAAGAAAAACAGAGGGCAACGGUGAUACCCAAAUUAUGUAUAGAAAUUUAAUUUUCUUCCUGUAACAAUGUUCGGUAGUGUGUUUCUUACAUUGAUGAAAUGUGUAGACUAGAUGAAGCCCUAUUGAAUGAAAUGGGAAUCUUGUUUACCUGGUGAGUUUUUUAAUGAUUCUAUUCUCUAGAUAAUUUGCAAUGAACCUUUAUUCAUAAA
This is a messenger RNA of Olea europaea var. sylvestris, 1467 nucleotides long. Its product is annotated as probable choline kinase 3. NCBI's taxonomy places the organism in Eukaryota, Viridiplantae, Streptophyta, Magnoliopsida, Lamiales, Oleaceae. Gene Ontology annotation, biological process: phosphatidylcholine biosynthetic process; phosphatidylethanolamine biosynthetic process. Bases 10 to 1194 code for a protein of 394 amino acids. The record is from RefSeq and is a predicted model, not a curated record. Gene Ontology annotation, molecular function: choline kinase activity; ethanolamine kinase activity. The transcript has 8 exons. Gene Ontology annotation, cellular component: cytoplasm.